AUGGAGAUCUGGUUUUGGAUUCUUGGCUGGGUUCUUUCAUUUCUGGCUAUCAUUGGAAAUGGAUUUACAAUCUUCCUCGUUUGCAGCAGACGAAAUCUUCGCACUAAAACCAACGCGUUUGUGGUAUCACUUGCGGUAGCGGAUUUCUGUGUUGGUUUGAGCGUUAUUCCUUCUCUGUUAGCUUGCGAAUUUACAAACACCUGCCACUGGCCUGAUUAUUGGUUAUCGUGGGUGAAUAUUAUAAGAUUGUUGUUUAGUCACUCGUCUGUUGUAAACUUAUGCGGCUUAGUACUGGAUCGUUUUAUUGCCAUCAUCUAUCCUCUAAAAUAUAUUACUUUGAUGACUCGCCGUCGAAUUACCCAAGUUAUUUUCUUGUCUUGGGCUCUACCAGUUAGUUACAAUGCGCUAAAAAAUACCCUUUGUAUUGUCUUAUUUCAAAACGAUACCUCCGAGUGUCCUUUUAUUUGGCCGACCAUAAUUUCCGAGUUUCUUCCAUGUGUUGUAUUAAUGCUCUGCUUUGUAUCAAUGAUAUUUCAUGUAUGCAGGCAUGAUCAGUCAGCACGUACCUUAGCAAAACAGUUGCGUUUUAACCAUCAGGUAUCGUUUAAAACCCAUCACGAGAAGUCCGCAGUAAUAAUGAUGGGUAUUGUGAUAGGAGUGUUUCUUGUUUGCUAUGGUAUGUAUCUACGUUGUAGUUUUCUAAUACUAUCCUCAUCACCAUGUAAUGAUGAAAACUACAAAAUUACUUUCUUGGUUUUAAACUCAGCUAUUAACCCAUUGGCUUAUGCCUUUUUUAAAAGAGACAUAAAGAAAGAGUUUAAAAGACUCGUUGGCGCUGUGUUUUAUAGAAAAUAACAAAGUUAACUAAAACCUACCACUUGACGUGCGUAACUCAUUCUUGUAGGAUGUAAGUCUUUUAUGACGAGUGUGAAAGGCUUGAGCAAUUCAGUAAAAGACUGAUGAAUGAGUGAGGCAUGGACUCAAAGCGAAUUGAAAUUUGGAAAAUUUGGAGCCGAUUAGGAGAGAAAACAAGAACUUUUUGACCCUAACAGAAAAUACAAGGGAAAUACAAGUUCUUAUUGGAUGGAACUUUUUAGUUUCACAUCAUGAGAGUACAAUUUCACACCCUGCUACCAAAGCCCGCUUUGCUUCACUUGCUCGAUUUUGGCAUACUCCAGCAUGACUCUGUGUCAAUCGAGUAACAAAGAUAGCGUGAGCAUGUGCUGCUUAUUGCUUGGAUAUAGUUUGGAACCCAGGCUUAAUAGCCGUGCGCUUUGUACAUUGGGCUCAUCGGUUAUGAUCAUCAGUUUGUCAAUCUCAGUCUGAAACGGAUGCUUACACUCUGAAUACCAGUUUGAAAAGAGAAAUGAAGAUUGACAAGUUCAGAAGUUCGAGGUUCGGUGACUUCAUAAGGCUUGGCGCCAAUUUUCCUCCACACUGAGGUUGUUUCUUCAAUAGCCUUCGUAAUCAACUCUGUUAACGGCGAUAGAUUCCUAGAAUUUACCGAACCGAACUGAAAGAUUAACUGUACGAUAUUCUUGUUAUAUGAAGUAAUUUCCUUGUUGAGAAAAACACAAAUAAAGAAAUGUAGUUGUUUUGUAAUCUUUCCGUGCAAGUUUAUUUCAGCUCAGUCCUGCAGGUGUGACUGAAAUGAUAAAAUCGUGUAAAGUGUAAAAUGACUUGUUAUGGAGAAAAAAAGGUAGCUAUCAAACAUUACACGAAAGUAAUACUAAUUUUCCUUAAAAUUCUGUGGAAAUCAUGACAAAGAAAUUAAUAUUGGUUGCUAAGGAAGCCCAACAGCAAAUUGGAUAGACGAGUUGCUUGUGGCUGGAACGAUAUUAAAAUCGUUGCAUGCCGAAUGAAUAAUAAAACCUUCCAAUUUAGCUGUACGAAAUAAAAAUAAAGUAGAAGGCAUCUAACUAAACAAUAUUGUUAAUUGAUUGAUAACUGAGCUAGUGAAACAGUUCUUAAAGAUCAUAUCGACACCCCAGGCGUCUUGCGCCAUGUAUAUAUAUACAUAUUGAAAGGAUUAUAAAAUAACAAGGUUCUAUAAAUAAUUAAUUAACUGUUAGACAUUCAAGAAGUUUUUUUGAAGAGGGUGUUUUUUGCACAGUUGAACUGCCGUUAAAAACUUAUCGACAUUGUGUUUCUGUUUCACAUCGUGAUCAGUUUAUUUUUUUUCCUUGCUCCAUUUAUUAACUGAAAACCAUUGCAUACUCUAUUUAGUAUAGCAAUGGAGUUAAACGGAACAGUCUAGGCAGAUUACCUUGAUGCUGCUGGCUCCUGUCGGUCUUGUUUUAUUUUCUCGCUUAUGAAUAGUUAACGACAACAGUGGAAACGUUCUCAGGCAAAUUUAGUAACGCGCUGUACGUGAUAUUUACGAGACGGCCUUGGCUUUUUAUUUAUUAAUGCACUUUUGUCGUAAUUUGUAGUAGACCUGUCGCAAUUUGUAGGAAAUAUGUCGGCCUCAAUUUAGACUAAAGUGAAGGUACAUUUUUUUUAAUCACGGCUAAGGUCACGGUUAAUUCCAUCUGUUAUUACUGACAGACCAGACUGGUUUAGUUGUAAAGAGAAUAGUAUUUAAUAAGAACUUCUCUUAACUGCCGUUACUACGGAUGGAGACCUGGUUUUGGAUUCUUGGAUGGGUUCUUUCCUUUCUUGCCAUCACUGGAGAUGGAUUUGUAAUCUUCCUCGUCUGCAGCAGACGAAAUCUCCGCACCAAAACCAACGCGUUUAUUGUUUCACUUGCAGUAGCGGAUUUCUGUGUUGGUUUGAGCGUCAUUCCUUCUUUGUUUAUAUGCGACGUUACAAGCACCUGUGAGUAGCCUCAGACUUUUCCGUCAUGGAAAGAUGUCGUAAGGUGGCUGUUUAGCUACUUGUUUGUUUUAAACUUGAGUUCUCUGGUGCUCGACCGUUAUAUCGCCAUCGUAAAGCCUUUUAAAUACGUAACUUUCAUGACUCGAUCUCGUGUUAUUGAAGUGAUAACUUCCUGUUGGAUAGCGUCAUUUACAUUGGUUGCGUUCAAGACCGCACUUCGGCUUUGCUGUGAAACCCCUCUGACCAGUAUCGUUGCAGUUGUGGUUUUAAUGAUUUCCAUGGAAAUCGUUCCAUGCGUUCUGCAGAUAUUCUGUUUUGUGUCAAUGUUACUUCAUGUAUGGAAACAUGAUCGGUCAGCACGCACCCUAGCAAAACAGUUACGUUUUAAUCAUGGGAUAUCUUUUAAAACCCAUAAAGAGACGUCUGCAGUAAUAAUGAUGGGUAUUGUGAUAGGAGUGUUUGUUGUGUGCUAUGGAAUAUAUUUACGUUGUAGUCUCGUAGUACUAUCCGACACAAAUGCAUCAUGUAAAGAUGAACAAUACAAAAUUCCUGUAUUGGUUUUAAACUCGGCCAUUAACCCAAUGUCUUAUGCUUUUUUCAAAAGAGACAUAAAGAAAGAGUUUAAAAGGCUUAUCAGUCAGCUGGUUUAAUUUAGGCGGAAAAGUAACCGUGUAGAGCCUUCCACUUGAUCAUUUUUGAAGGACAUAGAUCUUAAUAGAUCUUAGAUCUUAGAACGCAUGCGGAUAAGCGCUAUAUAAGUGUUAUUAUUAUUAUUAAUAUUGGUUGGCAGAACUGCCUUUGAUAGCGGAUUGUGUAAGGCAUCGCAGGCGGCAGUUUUGGGGUCGGCAAAUCCCUGGCGGUUUGUUUCAAAUCAUAGUUUGGAAGCACUGGUGUUUAAGGAGGGUACAAGAACAAAAGUAGGACGAGGAUACAAUCCAAAAGGGACCUUACUAUCCGAAAACAGAGACGCCAAUGAAAACGUCGCUGAAAAAUAGACUUCGCGUCCAUUGAAACUUUUUCGCCCUCAUACCAAGUCGCCCAGUGAAUUGAAAGUGCGGAACAUGUGUUAGGUUCGAACUGAAGAGAGGACACCGCGUCCGAGUUCAGAGAGGGAUAGUAAAUAAAUUUAUCGCCUUGUCGUUCCAGUUCUUAAGCCCGUCAUCUAAAAAACAUUGACUAUUCCACGUUGUAGUUGUGUAGGGACAGCGGAGAAAUGUACAAAAAAAAGUGAUGCACGUGCAGCCGGAGCUGUUGUUUUGCUCACUGAAGCCUAUUGUGUUUUAGGCGUUCUUCUUGCCGUCGCCGUUGUAGUUUCCUAAGGUUCCUAGCAGUAUAUGUCAGUUGCUCUUGAAACGGCGAUUCUGAGGUAUCAAGCCUACGUCAAAGGUAGUGGUAGACGAAAUUUCUAAUUGAAACUUUUUGUUUCAAACCAAGGGAAAGUAUUUCUUUUUCCUGGCUUUAUUUUCCACAUUAAUUAUUGUAAUCAACUCUGUUAAGUAGUUUCCUAGAAUUUAAACAAGCAUGAAGUAAACGUUUUUGUUUUUGUACAGGAAAAGAAUUGUAUUAUUUUUUCCUUUCCAUGAAAACUGAUAGUUAAUUAACCUCAGUCCAUGCUAGGUGUGAAUGAAAUAUUAACAACUUUAGAGCAUGAUCUGUAUGAUCCAUACAGGCAACAUGGAUAUUUUUUUUUUUCAGAUUCCCAUUGAUCCCCGGCUAUGGGGUGGCGAAAAGCCAUCUUUUUCUUCAAACAAGUUUUAAAGCUGUUUAGAGAACGUCAGUGGACGAUUUUGUAAUAAUUUGUAAUAUCCGUCUUGAUUUGCAUUUCGUAGUAGCUGUUCUAAUUUGCUUUCAGAAGGAUCCUCAGUUACUUUCCUGUCAUGUUCAGGGGUCUCCGUACCAAAAUAAAGCUAAAAAAGUUAACUGAAAACAGGUAUUGCAAUAAGGAAACAUAAAUUCAAAUAAACUAUUGCAAAGCGAUUUAUUUCUGUGUCCCACCUGAUGAAAAAGUGACGCUAAAGAUGUUGUCUUUACUAUGAUCUCCAACAUCAGCAUAAUUCAGAGAUAUAUUCGGAAAUUAAUCGCUAUUCUAUGAGACGAAACUGCAUUUCAAGACCUCACCAUUUUCUUUAGAUAUAAGCCAGUUAUGCAUGUCGAUAGCAUAUUUAUUCAAUGUUUUUAUGGCCCUUCAAACUUUGUCUCAAACUAUUUCCAAAAUUCAGCUGAGCCAGGAGUAAAGACUAGGUGUUCCAGUGUCCCAGCGGCACAUUACCACCCGAGAAAUUUCUAAAGAACCCCAACCCCCCCCCCAUGGGAAACCCUAACAAGAGUAGACGAGAUGUCCACCGCUGGAACGGUACAUUAAAAAACGCUACAUAACAACAUUUUCGACAUUAAGCGAUAAAAGACACUUUCACCUUUAACAAUGUAUUAUAUUCAAAGAAUUUAUUACAACAUUUUGUUGCUAUUUUAUCAUCAAACACACAAAGAAACAUUUAGUAUUAAUGUAUUGUUGUCUUGAUGCACAUUUUUGUGAUAACACAGCCCAAUACAAAUUAUUAUUUAAUGACAUUAAUUAGCAAAUUAAGACGAUGUAAACAACAAAUAGGGCAUUUUCACUCACGUGGCCAGCACCUAUGCAAAUUUAUUGGAACAAAAGAGAGCGUUUACAUAAGAAAAGAGUUCAGUGUCCUUGAUAUUGAUGCAAGAUGUUGGUUAUAUUCUACAGUUGAUAACAACUUCCUCUAACUGUUAAGAAUGGAGACCUGGUUUUGGAUUCUUGGCUGGGUUCUUUCAUUUCUGGCUAUUAUUGGAAAUGGAUUUACAAUCUUCCUCGUUUGCAGCAGACGAAAUCUUCGCACCAAAACCAACGCGUUUGUGGUAUCACUUGCGGUAGCGGAUUUCUGUGUUGGUUUGAGCGUUAUUCCUUCUCUGUUAGCUUGCGAAUUUACAAACACCUGCCACUGGCCUGAUUAUUGGUUAUCGUGGGUGAAUAUUAUAAGAUUGUUGUUUAGUCACUCGUCUGUUGUAAACUUAUGCGGCUUAGUACUGGAUCGUUUUAUUGCCAUCAUCUAUCCUCUAAAAUAUAUUACUUUGAUGACUCGCCGUCGAAUUACCCAAGUUAUUUUCCUCUCUUGGGCUCUACCAGUUAGUUACAAUGCGCUAAAAAAUACCCUUUGUAUUGUCUUAUUUCAAAAUGAUACCUCCGACUGUCCUUUUAUUUGGCCGACCAUAAUUUCCGAGUUUCUUCUAUGUGCUGUAUUAAUGCUCUGCUUUGUAUCAAUGAUAUUUCAUGUAUGCAGGCAUGAUCAGUCAGCACGCACCUUAGCAAAACAGUUGCGUUUUAACCAUCAGGUAUCGUUUAAAACCCAUCACGAGAAGUCCGCAGUAAUGAUGAUGGGUAUUGUGAUAGGAGUGUUUCUUGUUUGCUACGGUAUGUAUCUACGUUGUAGUUUUCUAAUACUAUCCUCAUCACCAUGUAAUGAUGAAAACUACAAAAUUACUUUCUUGGUUUUAAACUCAGCUAUUAACCCACUGGCUUAUGCCUUUUUCAAAAGAGACAUAAAGAAAGAGUUUAAAAGACUCGUUGGCGCUGUGUUUUAUAGAAAAUAA
This is a messenger RNA of Porites lobata, 6426 nucleotides long. The record is from the annotation of a GenBank genome assembly. NCBI's taxonomy places the organism in Eukaryota, Metazoa, Cnidaria, Anthozoa, Scleractinia, Poritidae.